AUGAUCACUAAUCGCAGUGGAUUUAAAAUAGUCUGUCCCGUAGCGUGCCGUCAUGUACAAGAUAAUGGUUUAACGAGAAAAUAUGAAGACGACGAUACUUUUCGAUUAAAUGUUAGAAAACUACUUGCCUUACCCUUCGUUCCGGCGUCGGAAGUAAUUGAAGCGUUCAACUUACUUGCUGAUGACUUCGACGAUGAAGCUGAAAAUCUGGUGGAAUAUUUCGAAAAAACGUGGAUAGGUGAAAAGAAGAUUCGAGGAAAUGGAAGGAAGAAACCAAAAUUCAAUAAUGAAUUAUGGAAUGUGUAUGAACGUGUCAUGAAUAACCUUCCCAGGUCGAACAACGCCGUAUUUGAGUAUUUGACUUAUGCAACACUAUACUCGCGACAAUAUAUUCACGAAAAUGUUUUGUUUACGCAACCAAUUGGUCUCGCAACGUUUUGUCCGCGACAUUUUGUCCUGCGACAUUCUGUCCUAGCGCCACCGUUAGCACAUGAAUGGGAAUUACAUGAAGGUGUACAUUUAGUAGAUGGUUGA
Messenger RNA from Adineta ricciae, 534 nucleotides. The record is from the annotation of a GenBank genome assembly. NCBI's taxonomy places the organism in Eukaryota, Metazoa, Rotifera, Eurotatoria, Adinetida, Adinetidae.